CCAGUCUCUCGCUCCAAAAGAAACCUCAUCCGGCGCAAGCAGAACCUGAUUGGUUCUCUAAAGCAACGAGCGACACGAUGGCUUCCGCUACGCACACAAAGGACCGCGAUGCUGAGCCCAGAGUCGAGGGUGAGCAGCGCAGCACAAAGAGCACCGUCCUCGAGACGGGCGCUGCCAUGACGCAGGACUUCUCGCCCCUGCAGAACGUGUGCGCGCACCUCAACGCCUUCCACGUCUACGCGUCCGACCCCAGGCGCUUCGUCGAGACGAACCACUACUGCGGCCACCUGACCGAGGACGUGUGGCAGUGCCUGCUGUACGACAGUCCCUCGCCGGGGGCGCGCCUGAUUGGCGUCGAGUACAUGAUCAGGCCGCACCUGUACGAGAGCCUGCCGCAGGAGGAGCGCCGCCUCUGGCACAGCCACGUCUUCGAGGUCAAGUCGGGCAUGCUGGUCAUGCCCCGGCCCUCCUCCGCUCUGGUGCCCCAGGCGCUCUGGGAGAAGGCCGAGACGGCCGAGAUGGGGGAGGUCGUGCAGCUGUACGGCAAGGUCUACCACCUCUGGCAGGUCGACCGUGGUGACAAGCUGCCGCUGGGCGAGCCGCAGCUCAUGACGAGCCUUAGCGCCGCCGACCAGCUGCCCGGCCUGGAAGCUGUCCUGGACGAGCGGGAUAAGCGGUUCCCGGGAUGCGACUGGCGGAGGAAACGGGAGAUUAGGAAGGACAUCAAAGAGCCACAGAUACAUCCCGACGCCGACUAUACGUGGAAGAAGAAGGCAUGAAGGGCCAAGGGAAUCGGAAUGGUUUUGGGGCAGAGGGUGCCGUCAUGGGCCGGAAUUCACAUGCAAAUCUUGUAUCUCUUUUUCGAUGCCUAUCUAUCUCUCCACCG
This is a messenger RNA of Thermothelomyces thermophilus ATCC 42464, 886 nucleotides long. RefSeq lists its product as uncharacterized. Lineage: Eukaryota; Fungi; Ascomycota; Sordariomycetes; Sordariales; Chaetomiaceae. The record is from RefSeq and is a predicted model, not a curated record. The transcript is spliced from 3 exons. Bases 78 to 779 code for a protein of 233 amino acids.